AUGAGCGCAGCACCAGCUAGAGCAGCCCCUCCUCCACCUCCACCGGCAGAUGACCAGACAGGAGCAUCAGCAAAUGAGCGACUCCUAGCUGCCGCCAAGUCUGAUAAUGAGGGUAUGCUCGAGGACGCUCUGUCAGAUCUGGAUGAUAUCAACUAUACGGACGGAAUGGGCAACACAGCAUUACAUCACGCCAUAAUACACGCCUCAACCUCGAUCUUAGAAACUAUCCUCUCGCACGAAACCUGCGACGUCGAUCCCCGGAAUAGGAUGGGCGGGGAAACACCGCUUCAUAUUGCCGUACGGAACAAAUGGGAGGAGGCGCCGGGAUUGAGAUUGUUUCUGGUGGAGCAGCUGUUGGAAGCUGGAGCGGAUACAUCAAUACGAAACAGGCAUAAUCAAAAACCUAUCGACCUGCUUCCUCCUUCGCCUGAUUCAGACUCGGAUGAAGCCAAGAUCAGGGCGAUGAUACGGCAUGUGGAGGCGGAGAAUGCGGUAGCGGCGAGGGGGGACGUGGUGGAUGAGGACAAUGAUGUGUUUGACCCGAACGAUGUUGCUUCGGAUUCUGAUUGA
Dioszegia hungarica is the source of this 570-nucleotide messenger RNA. Its product is annotated as ankyrin repeat-containing domain protein. Bases 1 to 570 code for a protein of 189 amino acids. The record is from RefSeq and is a predicted model, not a curated record. Gene Ontology annotation, molecular function: protein binding. The transcript has 7 exons. Lineage: Eukaryota; Fungi; Basidiomycota; Tremellomycetes; Tremellales; Bulleribasidiaceae.